CUCUCUGCUACUUCACCUACUAUUUAACAUACACAGAGAUGCAGUGCUAGAGUACAACAAACCCAAAAGCUUCGCAUUGAAAUAGUUUUCACUAGCGUAUAUAAAAGAUUGUAUAUAUCUUUCAGUUUACAACAGACUAUAGACGAUCAAAGAAAAGAAACGUGGAACAAAAGCAUGGGAAUUACUACGGAAGAUGAAGGUUCUAGAAGGAUGAGGAAAAAGAAAGAACAUCCCAAGAAGAUGAAGACGAUUCUAAAGAAUCUAUGGAAUGUGGGAAAAGAAGAUACGAGGAGAUUGAAACAUGCUUUGAAAGUAGGAGUUUCAUUAACACUUGUGUCCUUACUGUAUCUCAUGGAACCUCUCUUCAAAGGUAUCGGGAAAAAUGCAAUUUGGGCAGUCAUGACCGUCGUUGUCGUUCUCGAGUUCUCUGCGGGUGCGACAUUACGCAAAGGAUUAAAUAGAGGCUUAGGGACACUAAUAGCAGGAUCUCUGGCAUAUCUUAUUGAGUUUGUUGCUAUUAAUUCCGGUAAAAUUUUCGGAGGUAUCUUCAUUGGCGCUGCUGUAUUCAUCAUCGCCUGUGUAAGUAAGUAUUUCGAGGAGAAGGAGAAAGACACAGAAGAUUCAGAUUAUGAAUCUGAUGAUGAAGACGUAAUCUACAAAGGGUAUAAGACUGUUUUGGAUUCUAAAUCCUCUGAUGAAGCACUAGCGAUGUAUGCAAGUUGGGAGCCAAGACACACACUGCGUUGCGAUAAAUUUCCAUCUCAACAAUACAUCAAAAUUGGCUCUGUUCUUCGCAAGUUUGGUCACACUGUUGUUGCUCUUCACGGUUGCUUACAAACCGAGAUUCAGGUCAACCAACGCAACAAAACGGCACCGUAUCGCAACCUCGUCUUAGCAGCGCCGUUUCGCUCUCUAGCUUUAUGGGUCACACGUCAGACCGGAGGUCAAUGAAUAAAACGGGUGUGGUUAGAGAGAAGAGGAGAUUUAGAAAACAGUUGAGUAAGGUUGCGGUUAUGAAAAGUUUGGAGUUUUCAGAGGCGUUACCGUUUGCUGCGUUUGCGUCGCUUCUGGUGGAGAUGGUGGGUAGGCUUGAUUCCGUGAUUGAUGAGGUGGAGGAGCUGGGAACUAUUGCCUGUUUCAAGGAGUAUGAUAAGACUGUUGAUCGAGUGGAUGUGGAAAGUACGUAUUAAGAAACCGGUGGAUCUACUGGUUGGAAAUUGAACCGACCGGUAUAGUUCGGCUUGCUUUGGUAAAGUUUUCUAUGUGAUUUAAUUCUCCUUUUAUGAUGAAUAAUGGAUAUUGAUUGAGUGUUUCUUAUAUUUUGGAAUUUCGCGAACACGAGUUUGUAAUUUGUGAGGCUUUACUUAUUCCAAAAAAAAAAACAUGUUUGCCUUUUCUGUUGUUAUUUAUGGCAAGUCGUAACUCAUGAAUUAACAACAAAAAAAUAGAGAAAAUAAAAAAAC
Molecule: messenger RNA, 1463 nt
Organism: Eruca vesicaria subsp. sativa (arugula)
Lineage: Eukaryota; Viridiplantae; Streptophyta; Magnoliopsida; Brassicales; Brassicaceae
Source: the annotation of a GenBank genome assembly